Rangifer tarandus platyrhynchus (Svalbard reindeer) is the source of this 426-nucleotide messenger RNA. Lineage: Eukaryota; Metazoa; Chordata; Mammalia; Artiodactyla; Cervidae. The record is from the annotation of a GenBank genome assembly.
AUGCAAAGAGACAAGUUGAUUCAUGCCCUAAGAAGCCUUGAGCUCCCCGAAGGGUUUCAGCAAAGCAUUUUAAAAAGUCAGAAGCCUCCGAAGCCCCUACGAGGCUACCUCUCCUCCUGCAGCUGCUCCCUCCACGAGAAGAUGAAGGUCUCCACGGCAGCCGUCUCCUUCGUCCUCCUCCUCAGCACCACUGUGGCCCUCGGGUCCGAGAAUGAAUCCUCUUCAAAAGGACUUUACCACUCCACGGAGUGCUGCUUCAACUACGUGAGCCGGGCAAUCCCCCGGCAGCACGUUUCAAGCUAUUAUGAGGCCAGCAGCCUGUGCUCCAAGCCUGCAAUCAUCUUCAUCACCAGGAAGGGCCUUUACGUCUGUGCCAACCCCCAUGAUGGCUGGGUCAGGGACUAUAUCAAGGAACUGGAGGAGUGA